AUGAUGAUGUGCCGUCUGCUGUGCGCCCUGUUGGUGCUCGCCCUGUGCUGCUGCCCGUCCGUUUGCGUGACGGCGGAUGGUGAAAAAAAUGUUGAUGUCCCCGUUCAACCGCCGGUUCAGCCAGGGGUGCAAACUCCGAGCAGUACGCAACUGCAAUCUGAUAAUUCCGGUGUGGCGGGGUCACAAAGUAAUUCCGAUAUAACACAGGGACAAAAUCAGGUAGCUGGCGGAGGAGGAAGUGAAAACUCCCUUCUAAGCCCUCCAGCGCCAACGGGAGAAAGUGCUGCGUCCGGCACGAAAGGGUCCACAGAUCCGGAAGCCGGCAGGACACAGGAACCAGAUACAAUGAUCGGAGCCGGAGUGUUACAAAUACAGCCCGGAGAUGCAGAGUCACCGGAUUCGAGGACCGUUACAGCGCCAAGUACGGCCACUACGGGAAUGUCACCAACUCCUCCAAACGAAAUGGAAAACAAUUCAGCAAAAAACAUCAAUGUGUUAACUACGACCACUACGACAACCACAACGACGACCACGACUACAGAGGCGCCAACCACGACGACCACCCGCACACCGUCACGUCUGCGCGAAAUCGACGGCAGUCUCAGCAGCUCUGCGUGGGUGUGUGCCACGCUGGUGCUCGCCGCAUCCGCGCUGGCGCACACCACUCUGGGCUGA
This is a messenger RNA of Trypanosoma cruzi, 675 nucleotides long. Its product is annotated as mucin TcMUCII, putative. The transcript has a single exon. The record is from RefSeq and is a predicted model, not a curated record. NCBI's taxonomy places the organism in Eukaryota, Euglenozoa, Kinetoplastea, Trypanosomatida, Trypanosomatidae. Bases 1 to 675 code for a protein of 224 amino acids.